GUACUAAUCUAAAAAUAUUUCAACGAAACGAUUUCUAAAAUCCAUCUAAAGUUCAUUUUUAAAUCGCAGAAGAAUUCAAAGUAAGUAAUGAUGUCUCAAGCCGAAGUUACGGAACCCGUUUGUGCCGUUUGUUUAGUGCCUGCGAAAAACUUCUGUUCUGCCUGUAAAUUGGUUAAAUAUUGUGGCACAGAACAUCAACGCCAACACUGGAAGCAGCAUAAAAAAGAAUGUCGUCCAUUUCGCAUAGCUAAGGAUGAUAUUUUAGGCCGCUAUCUUAUGGCAACUCGAGAUAUUCAGGCCGACGGAACUAUAUUUAUCGAAGAGCCUCUUGUUGUAGGCCCUAAGUGGUAUUUGUCAGAACAAGAACGAGAGACCCCUGUAAUGCCAUGCGUCGGCUGCUUUACACCCUGCCACAUGUCCACCCGACGAUGUCCCAGAUGCCACUGGCCCGCUUGCUCGCCUAGAUGUUUGGGUCUGAAAGAUCCCAAUAUUCAUGGUUUAGAAUGCAAAAUUCUGUCCUUAGGCCCCGGACCAGCUAAAAAAGAAGAUUGCUUAAGUAACUAUUAUCGGACCGAUGCUUUACUGGUUUUAAAGUGCUUGAUGCUUCAGAAGCAAAAUCCUAAAAAAUGGCACGAUUUACUAGAUAUGCAAAGCCAUGAAGAAGAGCGGAAGGGUACGGAGCUUCAGGAAGAUGCUGAAGAACGUAUAGUUUCCUAUUUAAACAGUAAUUUCCUUCUAAAACCAACGCAGAAAUUUCUUAGCGAAUAUGACGGCAUGUUAUUACGACGGAUUUGCGGUAUUAUUGAAACGAAUUAUAUGUGUGUUAGUCUACCUACGGGAAUUGAGCUUAGUGGUUUAUUUUAUACUGCUUGUAUGAUGGAACAUUCUUGUCAACCGAAUUGUUAUUUUUCCUUUGACCGGCACAAUGGGUUUCGAAUAUCUGUUAUAGCUGGACGUACUAUUCAGAAAGCCAUAACCAAACAUUUCCAUUGCAAAUGUGAAAGAUGCAGUGACCCCACUGAAUUAGGAACGUAUUUCAGUGCUUUGAAUUGUGUGAGCGCUACAGAAGAGCCCUGUGAUGGCAUACAAUUACCAAAAGAUCCUCUUAAUAGUAAAACCGAUUGGAUUUGCGACAAGUGUGCAAUAACCAUAAACGGGGAAGAGGUACGUUAUUUGCUAACACAAAUGACCGAAGAAGUUGAAACUUUGUUAGCCCAGAAGCCAAGCAUCAAGCAGGUGGAAAAUUUAAUGAACAAGCUGGGCACGUUUCUACAUAAUCAUCACUAUCAUAUGUUUAGCCUCAAACAUACUCUAAUACAAUUAUAUGGCAAAGAACCAGGAUUUACAAUAAAUCAACUUAGCAACGCCUUAUUAGAGAAAAAGUUGGAUAUGUGUAAAGAACUGAACGAUAUUUGUAGAAAACUCGAUCCAAGUACAAUACGUUUAUCAAUCUAUGUAAGCAUAAUAUUGUAUGAAAUGCAUACAGUUUUAGUUGAGAAGUCUAAACGUUUAUUUGCUAUGGAGAACAAGACAUUAGAUGAAGUAAAAGCAUUGCAGGAAGAAGCCCUACAACAUCUUUCGUUAGCCACCCACUUAUUGAAGAAAGAAAUGGAUAACAUAGCUGGCAGUAAAUUGAAUGAUUGUAUUGUAAAGUCUAUUGAAGAGGUAAAAUCUUUGAUCGAGAAAAGCAAUUUAAAAGUUUAUUGA
Molecule: messenger RNA, 1707 nt
Organism: Glossina fuscipes
Lineage: Eukaryota; Metazoa; Arthropoda; Insecta; Diptera; Glossinidae
Gene: SmydA-5
Product: SET domain-containing protein SmydA-8
Exons: 4
Coding region: 88-1707 (539 amino acids)
Molecular function (GO): protein binding
Source: RefSeq, a predicted model, not a curated record